CCAGCUCGCGCCGUCAAUCGGGAAACGCCUGGCUUUUUCUGCUGGAGCCAUCUUUUUUGUUCUCUCCUUGCUUUCGUGACUUCGUCUUUAGAUUUAAAAAAAGGUUGAUUUUUACACCAACGAAGCUUCAAAAUGGAACGAAGAUAUGAAAACGAUCCCAAAGAACACGAUGAUACUAAGCGGGAGCGAAGGGAGGAAGCAGCGAAAACGGAACCGGAUAAAACAUUAGCGGUUACUCCAAUAGAUUCGUAUCGAUCGAGUUUCCCGAACUUCAGAAAACCAUCAGAAAUUGGUCACUUUUCCUUGGAUGUAGAUAGGAAAUUUCACGAUGACAGUCAUCAGUUGAAGUAUUUUUGCCCCCCUCGUGAGAUCCACUUCGAUCUAAGCGAAGGAUAUAAAGAGUUCAAAGCGAAAGACGAAGAUGUGAAAGAGGGACUAGGUCAUUUGCUAGAGUGGAUUAGUGCUCACAGAGAGAAAUUUGCACUACCGGGUGAAGAGAGGGUAGAGAAUGGACAAGCCGCAGAUGCCAGACCAGCAACGAAGAGUUUGAACACCAACUUUGUGACAUGGAGGGGCGAUCUCACCAAGCUGCUCUGCACUCCAUACGAGACCAAAGAGCCCUGGCAAAUGGCUGCAACCCUAUUCAAGGGCACUAUAUACUUCACUGAUGUAGAAACUCCGGAGGCACGCGAUCGUCGAAAGAACAUGGAAGAGCGACAUAAAGAAAUGUGUUACUGGGGGCAUAAAUUUGAAACAUAUGUCACAAAGCUUGUGUCUGAACGAGGCAAGAGGGAAACAGUGAUGGGAGCAUCGACAUCUACUGCGUCAACAUCAGAGGGUGGCGCUUCAGCUAAGCCUGUCAAUAAUUCAGAAGCUUAUGUGUCGGUGGUCAGAUCAAAACUGGAGAGGCAUUCCCUGGUGUUUGGUGCCGAGAUAGACUGCUGCACUGAGGAAACAGAAGAAUCGCCAGGAAAUUACAUCGAGCUCAAGACGUCUCGUGCUCCAAACAAACAACAGCACUGGUCUUUCAAUCGCUACAAACUGCUCAAAUGGUGGGCACAGUCUUACCUGGCAGGAGUGCCAAAAAUCAUUGCUGGUUUCCGUCAUCGUGACAGUCAGGUGGAUAAACUCGAAACUUACAACACCCUGGAAAUACCCCAUCUCCUUGAAAACCAACGAAACAUGUGGGAUUCAACCAUCUGCUUGAACUUCCUGGAAAAGUUUCUAUGCUGGUUGCGCUCUGUGGUGGUGUUGGACGACCCAAACAGAGUUUACCUUUUCUCAUUCAGUGCUCCAUUCGAACAAGUGGAAUACCAGGAAUUUACAAAUGGGGAGCAUAAGCUUUUGCCAGAAUGGUAUAUUAAGACAUUUUAAAUCAAUUUUGUAUAGUUACUUGUGUGUUUUGAGGGGUAAUCAGGUGAUAGAUGGUAAUACUUGUAAUAAGUAAUAGUGCAGGGGAAUAUAAGACCCCACCCUGCACGUGCAGAGAUAAGAAACUAUGUGGGUAACUGGGCAAUGGAAUAAUUUGACUGCGUCAGUAAUUAAAAAGGUAAUUAAUUUUCAUUGUAUAUUCUUAUAAAAAAGAUUCUAGAUGGAGCUACUGUAAGGAUGUCAUUUUCUGCUCCGGAUCUCAACCUGAAUUUUUCUUUAGAUGCUCCCAUGUAUUAUCAUGCUAGAGGAUCCAGCGUACUUUGCGGGCAGUUGUGACCUUUGACCUGGUAUUUGAUGAUAAGAUUUUGAAAUGUUCAAUAAAAUAUAGUGUCCCCAU
This is a messenger RNA of Nematostella vectensis (starlet sea anemone), 1768 nucleotides long. Its product is annotated as decapping and exoribonuclease protein-like. Gene Ontology annotation, biological process: nuclear-transcribed mRNA catabolic process; NAD-cap decapping. The record is from RefSeq and is a predicted model, not a curated record. Gene Ontology annotation, molecular function: mRNA 5'-diphosphatase activity. Lineage: Eukaryota; Metazoa; Cnidaria; Anthozoa; Actiniaria; Edwardsiidae. Bases 133 to 1374 code for a protein of 413 amino acids. The transcript has 3 exons. Gene Ontology annotation, cellular component: cytosol; nucleus.